Molecule: messenger RNA, 1611 nt
Organism: Cygnus atratus (black swan)
Lineage: Eukaryota; Metazoa; Chordata; Aves; Anseriformes; Anatidae
Gene: B4GALT6
Product: beta-1,4-galactosyltransferase 6
Exons: 9
Coding region: 153-1301 (382 amino acids)
Biological process (GO): carbohydrate metabolic process; glycosphingolipid biosynthetic process
Molecular function (GO): UDP-galactose:glucosylceramide beta-1,4-galactosyltransferase activity
Source: RefSeq, a predicted model, not a curated record
GGCCAGGCGCUGGGCACCGGCCCCCGCUGGCGGGGAGGCGGCGGCAGGGAGGGGGAGCGCGGAGCCCCCCCCGCCCCCGUCCUCGCCCGAGCCCCUGCGAGGCGCCGCCGGCAUCGCGAAGGGGGCGGCCGGCUCUGCCCCACGGAGGGAGGAUGCCCGUGCUCCGCAAGGCGCUGCGGGUCUCCAAUCGCUCCAUGCUCGCCUUCAUCUUCUUCUUCUCCUUCUCCUCCUCCUGCCUCUACUUCAUCUAUGUGGCCCCCGGCAUAGCAAACACGUAUCUCUUUAUGGUGCAAGCUCGUGGUAUCAUGUUGAGAGAAAAUGUAAAAACAAUAGGACACAUGAUCAGAUUGUACACUAACAAAAACACUACAUUGAAUGGAACAGAUUAUCCUGAAGGAAACAAUUCUAGUGACUGUGUCGCUCAAACAACAAUGUAUCUUCCAGAAAACUUCACUUACUCUCCUUACCAGGCUUGUCCAGAGAAGCUGCCUUACAUGAGAGGCCUUAUUGACGUCAAUAUGAGUGAAAUUAGUUUUGAUGAAAUUCAGCAGCUAUUUUCAAAAGACUUAGACAUUAAACCAGGAGGACACUGGAAACCAAAAGACUGUAAGCCACGAUGGAAGGUGGCAAUCCUCAUUCCUUUUCGGAAUCGCCAUGAGCAUCUUCCAAUUUUUUUCCGGCAUCUGAUACCUAUGUUGCAGAAGCAGCGGCUGGAAUUUGCCUUCUAUGUUGUUGAACAGACAGGUACACAACCUUUUAAUCGUGCAAUGCUCUUUAAUGUUGGCUUCAAGGAGGCUAUGAAGGAUGUUGUCUGGGACUGCAUUAUAUUUCAUGAUGUGGAUCACUUACCUGAAAAUGACCGUAAUUAUUAUGGGUGUGGAGAAAUGCCACGUCAUUUUGCAGCAAAGCUGGACAAAUACAUGUACAUUCUUCCAUACAAUGAGUUCUUUGGUGGGGUAAGUGGACUGACAGUGGAGCAAUUCAAGAAGAUCAAUGGAUUUCCUAAUGCCUUUUGGGGAUGGGGUGGAGAAGAUGAUGAUCUUUGGAACAGGGUUCAUUAUGCUGGAUACAACGUAACAAGACCAGAGGGAGAUUUAGGGAAGUACAAAUCCAUUCCUCAUCAUCACAGAGGUGAAGUCCAGUUUUUAGGACGAUAUAAACUUCUGAGGUAUUCCAGAGAACGUCAGUAUAUUGAUGGGUUGAACAAUUUAAUAUAUACUCCUAAAAUACUUGUCAGUAGAUUGUAUAAAAAUAUAACUGUUAAUCUCAUACCAGAACUCGCUCCUGUUAGAGACUAUUGAUGGAAAUGGAAUGACAAAGCAACCCUACUGGAGCAAACUUUUAACACUGGAAGAUACUAAUAGACAGUAUAGACACUGUAAAACAAAACGAAACAAAAACAAGAACAAUAAAAAAACUCUCACAAUAAACAGCAGCUUAGAAUUAGGGAUUUUGACCAUUGGAUGAUAUGAUGCAUAUUUGGGAUGAGAAAUAAAAUUAUUGUAUGCACCAUGCAUUUUGUUCUGAAAGAAAAGCCAGCAGCUACUACUCAGAUGUUUACAGCAUGAGACAACUGUUCAAGCCUUCUUCCUUCAUAUUCUCUAUAAUAAC